CAGUGCAGAAGUGCCGCCCCGGCCCGGUGGGUGCAGCAGGGGCUUGGUGGUGCGGGCUCCCAGCCGGAGGACGUGGCUCGGAGGCGGACAACCCAGGAGGCAGGAUUCUGCCAACAAGCCCCAAGUGAGAGGUGGGAGAGUCAGCUGGCAGACAACAUGUCUAUUGAGGUGCAACCGGCACCACUUGCGCACCUCCUCGUCCCAGCACUUGUGCCGCCUCCAGUGAAGAUGGAGGAGCAGGACCCAGCAGGCUCUGAGCCAGGGGCAGGGAGAUUCCCUCAUAUUAUCCAGGCCAGAGAGUCGCUGACAUGGGCAGCGCCAGCACAGGUCAAGCAGGAGCCACAAGACGAGCCAGUCCGGCGCUGGGAAGUCACAGUGUGCAGGAAGAUCAAGGAGGUGGCCUUGGACAAGAUGAUACCUUCUGGGGCAUUGAGGGAACCUCUUGAGUCUUGGAUGAAUGGGCUGAAGCUUCGUUCUGGGCAUGUGGAGGAGGCAGGACGGUGUGAAACCCCAGGGCCCCAGGAUGAUCUUCCUCAUGUCCCUCAAGAGAAGUCUCCAUCCCACCAGAUGUCAGCAGGUGCAGGGAGCCCGAGCCAAAGCCAGGAGCAGCUUACCAAGGAAGGGCAUGCAAACCUGGAGCUGUUGGGAACAUCCCCAGGAAGCUUGGGAAGAAGGGGCUCCCCGAGACUCAAGCUGGCCCAACUGCACAAGAGGCAGGGCAGGCCCCCAAGGCAGAAGGAAAAUGUGGUGCUCCUGGAGGCCUUUGAGGACGUGGCCGUGUAUUUCACCCAAAAGGAGUGGGCGCUGCUGGACGAUGGAGACAAGGCGCUUUACCGGGACCAGAUGCUGAGGAAUUACCAAGCCCUCAUUUCCCUGGGAUAUCGAGGUCCCACACCAGCCUUGAUCAACCGCAUCCAACGAGGGGAGAUGGAGCUCUGGGUCUGUGACAAGGACUAUGGAGAAAAGUCGUCAUUGGAAGGCCUUUUCCCAGCAGGUGCUGGGAUGCUGAGCAGAGCUGAGCAGCAGUCUCUUGAGGAAGGGCCUGCAAAACUGAACCUGAUUCGAGCCAGAAACGAGCUACCUUCCCAAGAGGGGCAGAGAACACCUGCAGCCCGAAUGAUCCCUGUGCGUAGGGAAGGAUUUGAGGGGCAGAGAGACCUGAAGACCCAGGAGGGAAGAGUUGACAGCGGGGCUGACUCGUAUGAAUGCGGAGAGAGCUUUGGGAGCAAACAGGAGCUCAGGGGGCAUGGCAUAGCACACAAGAAGGAGCACCUCUGCAAUGAGGGAUGGAAGAGGUACCGCCCUAAAUACCGGGUCAUCAGGCACCAGCGAGCACACGUGGGGGAGCACCCCCGCCUCUGCUCUGAGAGUAGGAAGAACUUUGUUUCUCUACAAGACUUGCGAGUCCACCAGCGCGUGCAUACGGGAGAGAAGCCGUACCACUGCACCGAGUGCUGGCAGAGCUUCACCAGGUGGGAUUACCUUCGAGCGCACCUGCGGGUACACACAGGGGAGAAGCCUUUCUUGUGCACCCAGUGUGGGAAGAGCUUCACUGAAAGCUCACUGCUUACAAAGCACCAGCGCAUCCACGUGAGGGAGAAGCCCUUCUCCUGCACGCAGUGUGGGAAGAGAUUCACCCACCGCUCAACGCUCAGAAAUCACCUGCGGGUGCACACGGGGGAGAACCUCUACCACUGCCCCGAGUGCGAGAAGAGCUUCACCCGGUGGGAUCACCUCCAAGCACACAUGUGUGUGCACACGGGGGAGAAGCCAUUCUCGUGCACCCAGUGUGGGAAGAGCUUCACCCAGAACUCAGCACUCACGCAGCACCAGCGUGUGCACACGGGGGAGAAGCCAUUUUCUUGCAGCCAGUGUGGGAAGAGCUUUGCCAGGCGGUAUUACCUCCACGUGCACAUGCACGUGCACACAGAAGAGAAGCCCUAUGACUGCGCUAAAUACAGGAAGAGUUUCACCAAGCAGUAUCACCUCCAGGGCCACCUGCACGUGCACCCGGGGGAGAAGUCAUUCUCCUGCAGCCAGUGCGGGAAGAGCUUCACCCGAAACUCAACACUCACCAAGCACCUGCGCGUGCACACCGGGGAGAAGCCAUUUUCUUGCACCCACUGUGGGAAGAGCUUCAGCAGGCAGGACCAUCUCCAGAGCCACCUGCGCGUGCACACGGGGGAGAAGCCGUUCUCUUGCACCCAGUGCGGGAAAAGCUUCACCGAGAGAUCUACCCUCACGCAGCAUCUGCGCGUGCACACGGGGGAGAAGCCCUUCUCCUGCAAGGAAUGUGGGAAGAGCUUCACCCGGAGCUCGACGCUCACCGCCCACCAGCGCGUGCACACGGGGGAAAAGCCGUACCGCUGUGCCCAGUGUGGGAAGUGUUUCCAUACGAGCUCCACCCUGACCAAGCACCAUCAAAGCCACAGGGACCAGGCACUUGCAUUCAACAGGGACAGCUUCUGCCAGCUCCUGUCUCAUCCUCCUUCUGCCGUGGAGAGCGGGGUCCUACACCUGUACUGGAAUGCCCCCAGGUAUCCCUCCUUCAACGAGGAGUGUCCCAAUUGGCCUGUCAUAGUACCUUGUUGUAGCAGCUGGGACAGAGAAGACAACAGGGUCAGGACUAAGCCUCCGUGUGUCAGAGCCGGGGUGGGGUUUCCACUGGCAGAGACGAUGGCUGCCAAGCGUGGGAUGGCACCAGUUCCAGACCCCACCUGUCCAGCCCUCACAUCAGCCCCAGUAACCCUACAUCUGGCUCCAGGGAACAACCCCUCUAUCCCAGAGAAGCGGCGUCAGCACUUCAGGGGCUUCUGCUACCAGGAUGCCAAAGGGCCACGCGAAGUUUGCAGCCGCCUGCGGGAGCUGUGCCGGGGCUGGCUGGAGCCCCAGCGCCGCAGCAAGGAGCAGAUGCUGGAGCUGGUGGUGCUGGAGCAGUUCCUGGCCGUCCUGCCCCGGGAGAUGCAGAGCUGGGUGUGGGAACAUGGUGUGGAGACGUGCGCCAAAGCAGUGGCCCUGGCUGAGCAGUUUCAGCUGGGGCAGAUGGAGGAUGAGAAGCUCCAGGUAAUAGUGGGUGUGAAGGUCCAAGAAGUGUCCUCGGACAAGAAGGCACCCACAGAGGCAUUAUGGGAGCCUCUUGAUUCCUGGCUGGAGGAGAUGCGGCCCCAUCCUGCAAACGUGCCCCAGGAGGAGGAAGGAUGGGGUGAAACGCCAGGACCUCAGGACGAGCUACCUCACGUCCCCAAAGUGAAGGCCCCUGUCUACCGGGAAUCAGCAGGUGCAGGGACCUUCAGCAACACUGAAGAGCAGCCUCCUGAGAGGGGACCUGCAAACCCAGAGCUUCAGAGGACUUCCCCAAGGAGACUAGGGGAGAGGGGCUCCCUAAUAGGUGAGCCAGAACAAGUGCAGAAGGGACAGGACAGACCUCCAAAGAAGAGAGAGAGUAUACAGCUCCAGGAGACCUUUGAGGACGUGGCUGUGUACUUCACGCAGAAGGAGUGGGAGCUGCUGGACGAUGGAGACAAGGUGCUUUACUGGGACCAGAUGCUGAGGAAUUACCAAACUCUUGUUUCCCUGGGGUAUCACGGUCCCACCCCAGACUUAAUUUGCCGCAUCCAGCGAGGGGAGGUGGAGCUCUGGGUCUGCGAAGCUGAAGAACCUGGAGAAAAUACACUGAUUGCUGGCCUGUCCCCAGCAGAUGCUGAAACACAGAGCAGAGUUCAGCAGAAGCCUCCUGCGGAAAGCCCUGCAAAUCAUAACCCACUUCCAGCCAGAAACCAGCUGCCCGUUCAAGAGGGACAGAAAACAAUUGAAACCCAAAAGAGCCCUGUGUGCAAGGAAGAAUUUGAAGGACAGAGGCACCUGGUGAUCCAGGAGGAUAGGGUUCGCAAGGAGGAAGGGUUGUAUCUACCUAGAGAGCCCAGUAAGAGCUUUGGAGACAAAGAGGAGCUCAGGGCCCCCAGGGGAACCCGCAGGAGGGACAAGACUUACCCCUGCACUGAGUGUGGGGCCAGCUUCCAAAAUAAAUACCAUCUCAUUAGGCACCAAAGAAUGCACCUGGGGGAGCACCCCCCAUUCUGCUCCGAGGCGGAGGAGAGCUUUCUCCCCCUGAGCAACCUCCAAAGCCACCAGCCUGUGCACAUGGGGGAGAAGCCGUAUUGCUGUGCCAAGUGCAGGAAGAGCUUCACCCGGUGGGAUAACCUCUGGGCGCACAUGCGCGUGCACACCGGGGAGAAGCCGUUCUCCUGCGGCCAGUGCGGGAAGAGCUUCUCUCAGAGCUCCACGCUCACGCAGCACCUGCGCGUGCACACGGGGGAGAAGCCCUUCUCCUGCAGCCAGUGUGAGAAGAGCUUCACCGACCGAUCAAACCUCAUAAGGCACGUGCGCGUGCACACGGGGGAGAAGCCGUUCUCCUGCACCCAGUGCGGGAAGAGCUUCAGCGACAGCUCAACACUUACCAGGCACCGCCGCGUGCACACGGGGGAGAAACCGUUCUCUUGCUCCCAGUGCGGGAAGAGCUUCAGCAAGAGCUCCACGCUCUCCACCCACCAGCGCAUUCACGGUGGGGGGAAGCCGUUUUCUUGAACCCGGUGUGAGAAGAGCCUUACAAAGCACAGGGAGAAGCCGGACCAUUGAGCCAACUGUAGGAAUUGUUUCUCUGCCAGCUCCCCCCUCACCGGACACCAGCAACGAGUGGAUCUUUGCACUCAACAGGGAGCAUCUUUUGCUAGCUGUGCAGUGGAGAUGGGGGUCCUACACCCAUCCUUCAAUGGAGGUGUCCCAAGCCAGCUGUUGUGAUAAGUUGGAGCUGCAGCUGACACGGAGAAGACAAGCGGGUCACGGCUGAAGUGAUGGAGCUAAGACACGGAGAAGAUAAAAACCAGGGGAUGCAAUGCUAAAGUUCCCCUGAAAAGAGACCUCUUUGAACCAUCCAGUCCACAGCUCCCACAUAGACGCACAGCCAGAUGUCCCUUCACUAUUCCUUCCUCUGGCAUUUUAGGACAUUACCUGUGUGAUCUGCUUUUUGACUUUCUUGAUUAUUCCGUUAACUUCCACAUCAACUAGGAAGGCUCCCGUCCCACCACUUGGAUCAGUUUGGAUAACACAUGCACUACAAAAAAAUAAAGAGAAUGUCCAUGAAUUAAUUCUUAAUAACUUUUUGGUCUUGGGCAGCUCACAAUCUUCCUUGGUUUUCCACCCUUUUGCUAGGUGCAUUCCAGGGUAGACCCUGCCAUGAAGAAAGUUUUAUUGGUCUGUGGGGAGUGGCUUUCAGAAAUGAACAAUUUUCAAAAUCCUUUGGGAGCCUCCCCUAGCCCAGAUAAUAGGAACCCAGCUAUAGGGCCCUGACCCUCUCCUAGACCCAACCCACACUAGAUGCAAUUCUGCAGAGGGGUCCUUCUUCCGUGCCCCCAGCCUUGCUCUUGUCAUCUCGGCACCUCUAUAGCCACCCCCAGCUAGGAUGAGACCCAUGACUUAUGGGUCUGUGAGACCAAGUCCCUGGGUCGCAACACCUAUCUGUCUCCAUGGUCCCACCAGUCAACUCCAAUCUGCUUCUGUGGUGACCUUUCCUACUUUAGGUAGGACAGCCACCUGUUGGGAAGGUCAAUGGGGAAGGCCAUGUCCUUAAUACUAGCUGGCAUAUCCUAGCCAGCUCAUACAGUAUAGGCACAGACAAUAGGGCUCAGGCCAGUGCUGCUUUCCCCGUACAUCUGACCCCAUUAGAGAGGAGCAUGAGUCUGAUGCCACCAAGGGCAAGGCUGGGGUUCAUUGCACAGCAAUGUUUCUUUGCUUUCCCCCAUCCACAUCCAGCCCCGCUGGCUGGACUGGCCUGCCCACGUCCUCCCUGUCUCAGUGAAGGACAUAACAACCACAACACUUCGCUGACCGGGGCCCACCUGCCCAUCAUUAAAGAGGAGAAGAAGCCUGGGGAAGAAG
Messenger RNA from Alligator sinensis (Chinese alligator), 5934 nucleotides. RefSeq lists its product as uncharacterized. Gene Ontology annotation, biological process: regulation of transcription by RNA polymerase II. The record is from RefSeq and is a predicted model, not a curated record. The transcript has 13 exons. Gene Ontology annotation, molecular function: DNA-binding transcription factor activity, RNA polymerase II-specific; RNA polymerase II cis-regulatory region sequence-specific DNA binding. Lineage: Eukaryota; Metazoa; Chordata; Crocodylia; Alligatoridae.